AUGGCCAAUGGACGCUCCCAAAUAUUUACCUCCAACGCUGUUCUAAGUGCCAACAGAAACUCUCACCAACAGGAGUGCCAACAGAAACUCUCACCAACAGAAGUGCCAACAGAAACUCUCACCAACAAGUGCCAACAGAAACUCUCACCAACAGGAGUGCCAACAAGCUCUCACCAACAGAAGUGCCAACAGAAACUCUCACCAACAGGAGUGCCAACAGAAACUCUCACCAACAGAAGUGUCAACAGAAACUCUCACCAACAGGGUGUAACAGAAACUCUCACCAACAGGAGUGCCAACAGAAACUCUCACCAACAAGGUGUAACAGAAACUCUCACCAACAAGUGCCAACAGAAACUCUCUCACAAGUGCCAACAGAAACUCUCACCAACAAGUGCCAGCAAACUCUCACCAACAGGAGUGCCAACAGAAACUCUCACCAACAGGAGUGCCAACAGAAACUCUCACCAACAGGAGUGCCAACAGAAACUCUCACCAACAGAAGUGUCAACAGAAGCUCUCACCAACAGAAGUGCCAACAGAAACUCUCACCAACAGGAGUGCCAACAGAAACUCUCACCAACAGAAGUGUCAACAGAAACUCUCACCAACAGGAGUGCCAACAGAAACUCUCACCAACAGAAGUGUCAACAGAAGCUCUCACCAACAGAAGUGCCAACAGAAACUCUCACCAACAGGAGUGCCAACAGAAACUCUCACCAACAGGAGUGCCCAGCAGGAAACUCUCUCACCAACAGGAAGUGCUUAGCAAAACUCUCACCAACAGAGGUGUCAGCAAACUCUACCAACAGAAUUAACCAGCAAACUCUCACCAACAAGUGUAGCAAAACUCUCUCACCAACAGAAUUGAGUGCCAGCAAAGCUCUCUCACCAACAGGGAGUGCCAACAAGCUCUCACCAACAAGUCUUGGCAAACUCACCAACAGAUUGUGCAGCUUAGAAGCUCUCACCAACAGGAGUGUAACCAGAAACUCUCACCAGCAAGGAGUGCCAGCAGAAACUCUCACCAACAGGAGUGCCAACAGAAACCCUCACCAACAGGAGUGUGAAACUCUCACCAACAGGAGUGCCAGCAAGCUCUCACCAACAGGGGAGGUGCCAACAAGGCUCUCACCAACAGGAGUGCCAACAAGCUCUCACCAGCAAGUGCCAACAGAAGCUCUCACCAACAGAAGUGCCAACAAGCUCUCACCAACAGGAGUGUCAGCAAGAAACUCUCACCAACAGGAGUGCCAACAGAAACUCUCACCAACAGAAGUGUCAACAGAAGCUCUCACCAACAGAAGUGCCAACAGAAACUCUCACCAACAGGAGUGCCAACAGAAACUCUCACCAACAAUGGAGUUCCAGUGUUGGGUUGAGGCUGUUGACCUUUUUUACCGAGAACCCGAUAAACGUUGGAGAGGAAAGAGAAGAGAGGGAUAA
Homarus americanus (American lobster) is the source of this 1446-nucleotide messenger RNA. RefSeq lists its product as uncharacterized. The transcript has 3 exons. The record is from RefSeq and is a predicted model, not a curated record. Lineage: Eukaryota; Metazoa; Arthropoda; Malacostraca; Decapoda; Nephropidae. Bases 1 to 1446 code for a protein of 481 amino acids.